CAUGGAGGGCAGGCGUUAUUAUCCCCCGGUCCCAGUUUUCCCCGCACACCGGCAUUUCCGCACGUCACUUCCGGCCGGGCGCCCGCAUCGGCCAGGAUCGGAGGUGCUUGCAUACUUUAUCUGGCCGCCGCGGACCUUGUUGGACCCGGUCUGGAUCUUGAGCCACAUGGUCGAGAUCUUGUCGGACGGCACACUUACAACAGCAGGACAGCAGCAGCCAUGGCAGUGGAAAGCACGACGGACGCGGCGGGCCGCAGCCCAUCAGAGCUGAGCAUUGCCAUCAUCGGCGCGGGCAUGGGAGGUCUUGGAUGUGCAUUGGCCCUGGCCAAGAAGGGCUUCACGGACAUCCAGGUCUACGAGACGGCAUCCAACCUCGGCUUUGUGGGUGCCGGCAUCCAGAUGGCGCCCAACCUCGUCCGCAUCCUCACCCGCUGGGACUGCUGGGACAAGAUUGCCGCCGAUUCGACAGACGUUCGUGAGACGAGCAUCAGAGAUGGAGCCAGCAACACUGAGCUGACCCACGUCGACAUGGGCAACAUCCGUGACAAGUAUGGCUUCCCCCACUGCACCGGACACCGCGCCUCCCUAGCCGGCGGGCUCUACGACGGCUGUCGGAAGGAGUCGGCCAUCACGUUCCACUUUGGCCACGCUCUGGUGAGCGUCGACACGUUCAGCCCCAAGCCGACCUUCACUAUUCAGACUCGCGACUCCCGCACGAGGCAGGUCACUGCCGACGUCCUUGUUGCUGCUGACGGAGUCAAGUCCCUGACUCGGAACGCGCUGCUCUCUCAGCUGGGGCUGGCAGCCGAGGCCGAGCCCACAGGCCAAGCCGCCUACCGCGUCAUGCUGCCCCGAGAAAAGAUGGAGUCAGACCCGGACAUGAUGGCUCUGCUCGACAGCAACCAGGUCACUCGCUGGAUCGGCGAGCGGCGGCACUGGAUCGCGUACCCGAUACACGGCCGGCAGAUAUACAACAUGAGCUCGAUUCAGCCCGACGUCAACUUCGAGGCGCCCUCCCUCUCGGCUACGUACACGACCAAGGGUUCAAAGUCGGCCAUGCUUAGCGUCUUUGACGACUUCUGCCCCUUGGUCAAGAAGAUGCUCGACCUCGUGCCCGACGGCGAGGUCUGCGAGUGGAAGCUGCACGUGCACAAACCCCUUCCAACAUGGUCGCACGGGAGCGUGGCUCUUCUAGGCGACGCUUGCCACCCAACGCUGCCGCAUCUCAACCAGGGGGCCGCCAUGGCAAUCGAGGACGGCGCCGUGCUCGCCGAGGUAUUGGCCAGAGUGCCGCUGCCUGCAUCAGACUCGAUGGGUGAGCAGACGGCCCGCGCGAUCAGCAAAGCCCUUGCUGUGUAUGAGGAGCUCCGCAAGGAGCGAACCUCGACGCUCGUGGACCUGGCUGCCUUUUCCGGCCGAACGCUGCAUCUGGGCGAGGGCAAGGCCAAGGAGGAGCGCGAUAGGCAGUUUGCAGAGGCCAAGAAGAACGGUGGCAAUGUCCCUGACAAGUGGGCGUCGCCCGAUGUGCAAAAGAUGAUUUACACGCAUGACUGCAUGCAGGUUGCGGCCGAGAGGUUUCAGGAGCUUUAUUGUGCUGCGACAGCAGAAUCCUGAGCAUGAGACGAGAGAGUCAGAGAAAAUGGGCUCCAUCUCUGUACGAUGCCGGGGUGAUAGCUCGAAAGCAACAGAGUCACUGCAUCAAACCCUAGUAGUCGCCGCUCUGCCUGCCUUCUCAGAGACAGAGGAAUAGUGUUUCUGUCGCACCAGAUAGUCUAUCAAAACAAAUGAGCAUUUCUAAGGAGUCAUCCAUGACAAUACAAGAAUAGCUUAGUCAGGUCGGCGAACUUUGGGCGUCAUCGACCCC
This is a messenger RNA of Microdochium trichocladiopsis, 1864 nucleotides long. RefSeq lists its product as uncharacterized. The record is from RefSeq and is a predicted model, not a curated record. NCBI's taxonomy places the organism in Eukaryota, Fungi, Ascomycota, Sordariomycetes, Xylariales, Microdochiaceae. Gene Ontology annotation, molecular function: FAD binding; monooxygenase activity. The coding region runs from base 220 to 1614 and encodes 464 amino acids. Gene Ontology annotation, biological process: secondary metabolite biosynthetic process. The transcript has 2 exons.